AGGCUAAUAAAUGCAAGAUAGUAAUGCUAGGUAUUUAUUGUAAAUGCUAGAUAAAAGUAAAAUGCUAGAUUUGCUAUAUGUAGAAAAAAUGCUUAUAAGAGGCUAUAGGUAUUUACCAGCCAUUUAUAUUUAGUAAUACUCACUGUUUUCAAAUAUCGUUUACAAUUUUUGCAUACGUUUUUUAUCUAGACUUUACUAUUUAUACUUAUCAAGUGUAUGUAGAAUUUAAUGAAAUAAACAAAAAAACAAAAAAUCGGCAGUUUUUCGUGUGUCCAAAACCAUUUUUUUAUUUCUAUUGUCCGGUAGCUUAAAAAAUAUGGCAUCCGCACAAUAAUGACGCUUGCGGGUCAUUGACACCGCUGCCAACCCCGCAGCCGGUAUUUAACUUUAAACAGAGCGAUAUUUCAUAAGAUUGUUUGUCAUUUUAGUGCGAAUAAAAAUUUUCCUGAUUGCUGGGAUAUGGUUGGGGAUUUUCGCUUAAUUACGAGUGAUACGUUUGCGUAAAAAUGUUCGGAAAGAGGAAACGCAAUAAUGUUUGAUGGUUUCCUGUAAGUUUAGCUGAUUCAAUCUAAUUAUGCAAUUCAGGUUUAUUUAUGUGGUGUCACAAGCUAUCGAGUGCUUGAAUAGCGAAAUAUCAUAAAAAUUUGGCAAAGAGGUCAAGCAAUCUAACAAGGAAAAGAGUAGCCGAUAAGAGUAUCAUCGAUAACCGUUCGAAUGUGCUAAAUUCAAAAAUAACUCGUGAAAUAUGAAAAAACGCUAUUACGUAAAAGAGCACGUGGCGGUAUUUUGAAGUAGCGGAAGCCAAUAACGGUAAAUAAUAUUUCACCUAUAUGAUACAGUAUUACGUAAAUAUUUGUAAGAGUAAUUAAAAUAAUUCACCCACGUUGGAUUCAUUACGCAAUCAGCAACGUACGCUGCGAACAUGUGAAGCUGUGGCACAAACGUGACCCAAGCGAAAAUGUCGACAAGUUUGAGCCACGUGCUGAUAUGCAAAACGCGCCGGAUUUGAAUUUCCCGCCGGCCGUGACCUGACGCAACUAUUACGUCUCGGCGCCCACCUGCAUAAGGGCGCACAUUCCGUCCCUUGGGCUGUAAUAACCAACUGUUGCCACUUUACAUAAUGUUGUUUUCAAGGCAACCGAAUUGCAUCACGAUCCGAUACAUGAACUAUGUUCUUUGAUUAAGAGCAUCUCGGUGUUGCGUAAGAUUUGGCCGAUCAAAGUCAAUUAUGACAGCUGUCAAGCUGGUAAAAGGCCGGAUCCGGAUGCGCAUAAAUUGAAGAUUAGCGACUUGUAGAUUUUUUCUCAAACUGAGAUAAAGUAGGUGUCUUUGAGUGAAGGAUAAUAAGGAACUAGAUUUAUCCUGUACUAACCUUCUCUCAACCGCAAUGAGGUUACGUUCGUGUCAUUAUCGCAGCUUUUGUUUUGACCCUUAAAAAUUUCGUUUGAUAUGUUUUGCAAUUGGGAGAAAAACUUUAACAUGUUACUUGUUGCAACAUUGAGAGACUUUAUUCUAAUGUACAAUGGCAUCGAUAUAGAACAAGUUAUUCAAUACUUAUGAAAUCUAUUAACGACCUUCGCGGUUUUUAAACUUCCAGGGCAUUGCGCUAGCCAAUAAAAUUAAUUACAUAUUACAUUUACUUCAUUCAUUAUGUCGGUGGCAACCAUUUUGUAGGGGUUUCUAUGCUACAUUUCACACCCAAAUUGAGCAACUGUUUGAGCAACCCUGUAUAUGAAUAGCGGAAACGUGAACUCCUCCAAAAAUGUAGCCUUCAAACAAAUUAUUCAAUAAGCUCACUGUCCUUAAGAAAAUAUUUAUACGUGGUUUUUCAGAAAUCUUAAAAAACGCCGAUAACCAUAUUGCUACUUUUCUGAAUAAUUAGCUAAAAACGACAGUUGACGUAAGAAUUACCGUUAGUGGUGAUGAUCACUCGAGACAAUCAAGAGGACAAUAAAUCAUAAACGCGAAGAAAUUGUAAUAAAAAAUGCAAAACAGUGUAGUUUGUAUUUGCUCAGGAUUUUACUUGCAAAUAACUUGAGGUUACCGACAUCGGGCAGACAACGACGAACAAAUUAAAGGACAAUAACACUAAUAACAGAAUUUAACCUAAGAAAAUAUUCCACUGUCCAGUGAUUUUUUGCACGAUUACGUCGUAGCUUAAUGAGUUAUUUUUGUUAUUAAUCCGCAACGUAAAUAUGUUUGUGAAAAAGCCCGCAAAUAAAUUUUGAAACUGCGCUCUUACGCCACGUUACGAAACGCAAUAGUGAAUCACACCACCUUCGUAUCAAUUAUCAGGGCCAAUGAACCGCCACCCUGUAUAUGUCGGCCUCUUUGUCCGACUAAUGGGUAAUUUUUCGUUAAUCAUUCAGAUUCUCCGGAAAUGACGGCAAUUUUGCUUUGACACGUGGCCAAAUUCGUCACCUCGUGACAGAAAUUCGGACUCACGCUAAAUAAUUGCGUCAAUUCGAUUUACUUUGUUUGAAUGUGAUCGACCUGUUAUCUCAGUAUCUUUAUAUACCGCUUUGUUCGCCUCAUUCCUGGUAAAACUCUAAUUAUAAAAAUAGACAUGUAAUAAUUAUAUUAUCUUGUUUUUGUUUAGCGCACACACCUGCUGCGUUCGUUGUUUUUAAAUAACAAAUUCGUUGUCAAAAAGCGGCUGAAUGAGUCUGCUGUUUCCCGCAAUGAGCUGCUGAUGUAAUUUAUGUUAAAUUAUAUAAAUCGCUCUGGAAUAUUAUAUUCACGAGGAAUGAGCGCCCGCGUGCGAGUUUUCGCCCCGUGUUGGCGACUCCACGUGAUGCUCAAGCACCACGUGCCAGUUACGCAAUUUCGGCUUAAAACGGAUUUUUCGCUUUUUGUUAACCUUGUCUGGACUUAAACAAAGAAAACCGCAUCAAGGGAAAGAAUCCAUAACUGACAAACAAAUAAGUCGCGACCCUGGUCAAUGCCAAACGGUUGAUGACUCGCUCGCAAAAUUAACCAUCGGACAAAAAACACUUUCGGCAUAUUCGUGGGCGAUUGAUCAGUUUGCGAUUUAUUUUGGGAACGAAUUAAACGCCAGCCCAAAAAAUAAUACGCCAGUAAAUGCCAUUUAGUUGCGUCCUUGCCCGUUUUGAGCUUUGUUUUGGUCCGAAAUCGUCGAUAAGUGUGUUUGGUUUGUUAUUUUAUCAGUAAUUAAAGGUCGUUACUCUCGUCGUUCGAUGUUAAAUCAUUUUUUUGAUGAUGAUGUAACAUUGUAAUGUUCGUUGCACAAUGGGAUUAUACAAUUGCCUCAAGUUUGCAUAUGCAGGGCCGCGUUUUUACUUGGACGGCAUAAAAUGUUUGCGCAACGCGCCUUCAGUAAGUGAUGAUUUGGGCAAAAAUUAAAACAAAACAACAGUUAGAGAGGAACUGGUUCUUUUUGAAUGGUAGGUAAACAGAUUGUUGAAAUUUUUUAACGACGGAGGAAUAAACAAAAUAUUUUCGAGGUUGAGUGACAUUGUUUACGAUUAUUCGCUGAAAGGACCUUGUACCGAUUAUGAAAAUAACGAUUUGAUGGUAAAAUUUAUAGAAAAAAGAGCAAGUGGGAUGAGUUAGCCGGUUCGUUGACCAUAGCGUGGUCCUUCGCUUUUCUGCGCGACUAAAAAUUGAGCAAGCGAUGCUUGCUUUAUUAUUUGUAUUGAUUAUGUCUGUCGAGGCUAGAAGCAACUUUUUGGAGAAAUUCGGGUUUUGUUACAAGCGUUAUGAAAUUAUGCCAAAAUGUAAUCUAUGACAUUUCCGGGAAAUACCGUCAGAACGUGCCAAAUAAAUAAAUAUCCACAAAAACGCACUAUUACGUGUAAAUUUAUUCUCUCUGUUCAGUCAACACUGGACCAUAUCCCCAUCUCAAUUCCUAAAAAUAAAUUUAUCACAAUUAUGUAACAACUGCGACAUUUUAUUCCGCACGUCGAAUUUCCACUGAUGACUCCUAAUUAUUACACGAAUUACGAACGCAUUUGUUUUCAUGACUAACACCUUCAAAUUAUUCACGGGAAAAACGUUUCUUUGUUAUUACCCAAUUUCCGAAAAGUACGCUUUACUUCGUUCUAGAUCAUUAUCCUUCCAAAACACGUUAUUUCAUAGAAUUUAACUCAAUUAUUUAAUCUCAUUUAUUUAUUAAAGACGUAAAUGUCUCUUAAAAUGGUAAAUAUGUUUACAAAUUUUCAUUGCACAAACAAUUAUUAUUAUUACAUGUUGUCUCAUGUUACUCAAUAAAAAUCCACUAUUCAUGUUUUAAUUUAGGUAUUAAUUAUUUAACUAAAAACACUUUUACAUUUUGUUUACCUUAUCAUUACUGUUCAAACAACCGAUUCACAAUUUAGCACAGGCAUGACAAGCGCCGUCUAGCAGACAGUAGCCAAACUUGGCCAAGGCGUUUCGGUUUGAAACUAAACUAAACCGGAUGCUACAACCUUAACUACAACUACCCACAUGAUUCAAAUAAUUUCCCCCGCUAUUCUCAUUCAAAAAAGCUAAAUCAAAGUCAGUCUGAAAAGAAUUGAUCUCAAGAACGAUAACAAACAAAAUGUGAACAAUUCAUUGAACGAAACGAGCGAAAAUACGCAUUUCAAAGCAUAAUUUUGCAUAAAUUGAACAGACUUGUCUGGUCGAACGAAAUAUGCCGAAGAAUAGGGAAAAAUUUGUCAAAAAAAAUCGAUUCGUGUUAAAACAACAAAGAAAAAUCAAUUAAAAACAAAAAGAAUACAAAAGAAAACGUUUUCUGGCGUUGACUUCAACUGAAAAUUUUAAAAGGCGGGGACAUUUACGCACUAAUCUAUAUUUUCCAGUGUUAAAGAACAAAUUACAGGGAAUUCUCACGCAACCGCGGCAAUUACAGUAAAUUAAUGUAAAAAAUAUGCUUUACAUUGUAUGUGAUAAAUUAAAAUCUGAUUUAAAUACCGCUUGAAUUUAUACUUUUUGUUGGGGCCGGAAGGACAUAUCAAUAAUAGAGCCGGACAUCGCAAUUAGCAAAAUUGUCUAAAACAAAAUGCGGUGUGAAGUAAAACACGCGCUUUUGUCAUUACUUUUUUGCUUCGUUUUAUUCAAGCGUGAAACAUGGGGUUUCGGGGGUAAAUUUUUUCUAAAUUUUUAAAGUGUGUGUCAAUUGCCGAAAAUAAGCCCCAGGUGAUCGAUAUUUUUCCGGGAGUGACCAACGCCGGCGUAUAAGAAACUUGUUGAUUGUUAACACUGGUGUUUAUGACCAGUAGUUCCCACCCCUUGGUAGCCUCUCCAAUGGCGAAAGAAAGUGACACAAUGGAGUUGGAAGACCGCGACCCGAACAACCUCAGCCGCCACUUGCAGGUGUCAUGGGAAGACGUUUUUGGAGAACCGGAAGCUAUCAGAAGCCCAGAAUGCGCCUGGGCUGUCAGCAACCAGUGUUUCCGCUUAUCAAAAAACUUCUGCUACGUCUGUCUUUCAGUUAUUUGUGCCCCAGUUGCCGCUUUCUGCCUCGGGAUCACGUUCGCUUGUUUGUCUUUCGAGCAUAUAUGGUGCCUGACGCCAUGUUUACGAAUUUGGAAAAUUUCCUGCGCUGCCACGAGGAAUUUUGUGACGGCUUUCGCCCAUGCUGUUAUCAUCCCUUGUACCAGCGCGUGCGGCUAUUAUUGGUCGGAAAUUAAAGUCAAAACGCAAGCAAUUUCCCCCGAUGUUAAUGAGGAAAAGAAAGACGUUUUAGUGGUUUGAGCGAAACGAACAAUUUUGUAUUUUCACUUCCAAUUUGUACAAUUGUUUUCCAGCUUAAAUAUAUUGAAGAUAAAUUU
Tribolium castaneum (red flour beetle) is the source of this 5774-nucleotide messenger RNA. Its product is annotated as caveolin-3. Gene Ontology annotation, biological process: caveola assembly. NCBI's taxonomy places the organism in Eukaryota, Metazoa, Arthropoda, Insecta, Coleoptera, Tenebrionidae. Gene Ontology annotation, molecular function: molecular adaptor activity. Bases 5212 to 5697 code for a protein of 161 amino acids. Gene Ontology annotation, cellular component: caveola; plasma membrane. The transcript is spliced from 4 exons. The record is from RefSeq and is a predicted model, not a curated record.